This is a messenger RNA of Diaporthe batatas, 1260 nucleotides long. RefSeq lists its product as uncharacterized. Lineage: Eukaryota; Fungi; Ascomycota; Sordariomycetes; Diaporthales; Diaporthaceae. Bases 1 to 1260 code for a protein of 419 amino acids. The transcript has 2 exons. The record is from RefSeq and is a predicted model, not a curated record.
AUGGUCUUCCCCUUUGAGGUCAUCGAACACACAAUCCCUGCCCAGCACAUCCGGGAGUGGCCGCGGGCAACAGCUGUCUCUCAGGAACGUACACUGCAGCUCUGCAUCAAGCAGUACAAGCCCAUCGACAACCCCGAGCCACAGCCAGGCGACGUGACGGAGGUCUACGAGGCGUUGUGGACAGAGCUCCACGCCCGGGCCCAGAAGCACGGCUUCCGCAUCCGAGCCAUCUGGAUUGCCGACGCGGCGCACCAGGGCCACAGCGGCGUGCUCAACGAGGGAUCCAUCGGCAACGAUCCGAGCUGGUAUGACCAUGCGCGCGACCUUCUGUACAUGACCAACGCCUUCCGUGACGACAUGCCCCAGCCCAUCGUCGGCAUCGGCCACUCCUUCGGCGGCAGUGUCCUGACACACCUGUCGCUGAUGCACGCCCGCCUCUUCACGGCCCUUGUCCUGUUCGACCCCAUCAUCAUGAUGAUGUCGCUCAAUCAGACCGGCGCUAUCUUGGGGGCGCGCAUGUCCGCCGUCCGCCGUGAGACCUGGCCGACGCGGGAGGCGGCCGCUGAGUCCUUCCGGAGGUCGCCCUUCCACAAGUCAUGGGACACAAGAGUCCUCGACGCCUACAUAGCCCACGGAAUCCGAGACCUGCCGGCCUCCACCGCCUCCGGGGAAGCCGGCAAGGCGGCCCUGACGACCCCGCGGGACCAGGAGGUCUUCACCUUCUUCCGGCCACUCUACCCGUACGUCGGGGACGACGGGGCGGUCGACCGGGACGGCGCCCCCGACUUUGACCCGACAAUGAAUGACAAGCCGCACAAGGGCCAACCGUUCCCCUUCUACCGCAGCGAGGGCUCCUCAGUCCUGGCCCGGCUGCCCCACGUGCGGCCUUCCGUGCUCUGGGUCUACGGCGAGAAGAGCGACGUCAACCUGCCGCCCUCGGCGCGGUCGGAAAACGUCAAGGCGUGCGGGACUGGCCCCGAUGGAAGCGGUGGCGUCCAGGCCGGCAAGGUGGCCGAGGUCGUCAUCGAGGGCCGCGGGCACUUGUUCCCGUUGGAGGUCCCUGAUCUCUGUGCCGAGCAUGCCGCCGCGUGGGUCGGGAAGGAGAUACAACGCUACCGGAAGGCCCAGCUCGAAUAUGAGGACUGGACGCACCUACCGUUGCGCGACAAGGUGACUAUAAGCCCGGAGUUUGCAAAGGCCUUGGGUCGACCAUCGUUAAAAAAGCCGAGGAACAAAAGUAGUACGCGGUCAAAGUUGUGA